UUGGCCGAACAUUGCACUGUUUCGACUACUAACUAUUUACACCAAGAUGGCCACCAAGAUGAUCACCUUGAACGUUGGAGGAACCAUCUACACGACCUCAAUCGAGACCCUGACACGCUACCCUGACUCCAUGCUAGGAACAAUGUUCAAAACACAACAUGGAAACAGUGGAACCGGACUCGACCCAUCCAACAAGGAUGAACAUGGCCGCUUCGUCAUCGAUCGGGACGGUCCCACGUUCCGCUUCGUGCUCAACUUCCUCCGGGAAUCAUGCCUGACCCUACCAGAAGACUUCAAGGAGCUGGGUCUCCUGAGGCGGGAAGCUGAGUUUUACCAAAUCGGGCCGCUCAUCGAAGCUGUCGACAAGCUUGUCGGUGAGGCUGUCGACAUGAUAGAGCCGAAGUCGAGCUGCCAGAUGGAAUGGAUUAAAAUUAAGUGUUCAAAAAUAGAUACUUCACGGAUACUCUAUGGCAAACAAGAGACCCUUGAUCAAAUCAAGAGUUAUAUAUCGUUAUUUACAGAUCAGCGUACCAAGAUUACUGUGUGGUACAUCCCGCGUGAUAUUUCGGUAACCGUUACACGUUUUGAUGUUUUACUUGAAUCUGUAUUGCGUAAUGGUUCUCAACAGUAUUCUAAGCUGCUGGAUUUUGUUCAAUCCCCCUUAGCAUCCCUCGGAUUUGUCAUGUUAAGCGAAUCUUCUGUCAGCGAUUCUCAUUAUUGGAUUUUUGUAAGAAGAACCUACCCAGACAAAUGACUUUCGAUAAAACAAGAGCUUGAUAUAGGUUUUCAGCGCAGUCAAUUUCAGCAAACAAAACACGAUUCAGUUUCUUUUCAAAGAAUCAGAAUCAGUUCAAAAUUCGUGCAUUUUCCUCAAACCAAUAAAGGUAUUCUCUUUGUAUAGAUAUUACAUUUAGUUUUAUUUUCGUGCACACAUAAUUUCGUUCUUCUCAUAGAUUCUAUUUCAUUUUAAAGGCAUUCAAGAUUAUUCGCCUAGACAGUUCUCAUUGAAUUUCGACUAAACAUUGUUGGAAUUAUUGAAUGGUUUACCAGCCUCUUUCUGUUGGCUUUAUUAAAAAUUGUAAAAACACUGCACACCUAUAGUAAUUAAUUGUCAAAUACCAGUUUUCUCACUUGUUGUAUCUCAGCAAUAGGCAUUGUAAAAUAAUGUUGACUCAAUAUUGGUCGUCGAAGUUGCGAGAGGCAAAUGGAAGAAAAAACAUUUGUCGCAUAAGUUGUUUGCUUUCAGAUUCCUUGAAUUCGAGACCACAGCUGAGGUCUAUAUAAGUCAAUUCAAAUUAAUGUUUUAGUGAGAAAUUAACUCUUUCUCAAAACCUACGUUACUUCAUAGGGAGACGUUUCUCAUAA
Asterias rubens (European starfish) is the source of this 1365-nucleotide messenger RNA. RefSeq names its product BTB/POZ domain-containing protein KCTD4-like. Gene Ontology annotation, molecular function: protein binding. The transcript has 2 exons. Lineage: Eukaryota; Metazoa; Echinodermata; Asteroidea; Forcipulatida; Asteriidae. The record is from RefSeq and is a predicted model, not a curated record. The coding region runs from base 47 to 754 and encodes 235 amino acids. Gene Ontology annotation, biological process: protein homooligomerization.